Saccharomycodes ludwigii is the source of this 1782-nucleotide messenger RNA. It is a transcript of the gene STL1, whose product is annotated as glucose-inactivated glycerol proton symporter STL1. Gene Ontology annotation, molecular function: carbohydrate:proton symporter activity. Lineage: Eukaryota; Fungi; Ascomycota; Saccharomycetes; Saccharomycodales; Saccharomycodaceae. The transcript has a single exon. The record is from RefSeq and is a predicted model, not a curated record. Gene Ontology annotation, biological process: transmembrane transport; carbohydrate transport. Gene Ontology annotation, cellular component: membrane. The coding region runs from base 1 to 1782 and encodes 593 amino acids.
AUGAAUAAAAUGUUAGGUAUAUUUUCAAGAACAAAUACUCUGGGUUUUAAAGGAAGGAAAUUACGUUUUGCUGUUACAAUUACAGCAUGUCUGGCUUUUUCGCUUUUCGGAUACGACCAAGGUUUAAUGGGGUCUCUUAUUACUGGUACUCAAUUUAAUGAUGAAUUUCCAGCCACUAGAAAAAACGGAGAUGAUGACCAACAUGCAACUGUAAUUCAAGGUGCUGUUACCAGUUGUUUUGAGUUAGGUUGUUUUGCUGGUUCUUUGUGGGUCAUGUUUUUCGGAGAACGUGUGGGUAGAAAACCAUUAAUUACUUUUGGUACAUUUGUUGUCAUUAUUGGUGUUUUGAUAUCAGUAACUUCUUAUAGAGAACAUUGGGGAUUGGGUCAGUUUGUUAUCGGUAGGGUGACUACUGGUUUUGGAGUUGGGUUUUGCACAAGUCAAGUUCCUAUUUGGCAAAGUGAAAUGUCAAAGCCAGAAAAUAGAGGCUUGUUAGUUAAUUUAGAAGGCAGUACCAUUGCUGUAGGAACCAUGAUUGCUUAUUGGGUAACUUUUGGCCUAUCCUAUGUUGACAGUUCAGCACAAUGGCGUUUCCCUGUUUCUUUACAAAUUUUAUUUGCUUUGUUUGUCUUGUUUGGUAUUUUAAAUUUACCGGAAUCGCCUCGUUGGUUAAUGGCACACAAUCGUGAAAAUGCCGCUUUGGAGAUAUUAGGUAAAUUGGAUGAUUUACCAAUCGACGAUGAUCAGAUUAUUGCUGAAGCCUCUGUUAUCCAAGAUGCGGUUAAUAGAUUCAAACAUCAAAAGACAAGUGUUAAAGAUUUAUUUUCAAAAGGUAAGUCGCAAAAUCUGCAUAGAGCCCUAGUUGCAUCAUCUACACAAUUUUUCCAACAAUUUACUGGUUGUAAUGCUGCCAUCUAUUAUGCUACAGUUUUGUUUAAUGAGUCAAUUGGGUUAGAAAAAAGAUUAAGUAUGAUCUUGGGUGGUGUUUUUGCCACGAUUUAUGCGCUAUCUACAAUUCCAUCAUUUUUUUUAAUUGAAAGUUUAGGGAGAAGAAAACUAUUUUUAAUUGGGGCUUCAGGCCAAGCUAUUUCAUUUACUAUUACGUUUGCCUGUUUAAUCGACAAUAAUACAAACAACUCAAAGGGUGCUGCUGUUGGACUAUUUCUAUUCAUUGUCUUUUUUGGUAUGAGUAUGCUAUCUCUUCCAUGGAUUUAUCCACCUGAAAUUGCAUCCAUGAGAGUUAGGUCUAUGACUAAUGCCAUGUCUACCUGCACCAAUUGGUUAUGUAAUUUUGCUGUGGUUAUGUUUACCCCAAUUUUUAUUCAAAAUUCUGACUCUUGGGGUUGUUACCUAUUUUUCGCUAUUAUUAAUUAUCUUUACAUUCCUGUUAUUUUCUUUUUCUAUCCAGAAACCGCCGGCAGAUCGUUGGAAGAAAUCGAUAUUAUUUAUGCCAAAGCUUUUACCGAUGGUACUCAACCAUGGAGGGUUGCUGCUACAUUACCAAAAUUGUCAUUAACUGAAGUGGAAGAUUACGGUAACAGUCUAGGUUUGUAUGAUGAUGAUAAUGAUAAGGAGGAGGAAGAGGAAAAAGAAGAAGAUGGUGUUUCCAAUAAUGAACCUACUGGCGUUAACGGUUACAACUUAUUUGUACCGAACGAAGAAGCUGACGAAUCAAGUUAUAGCUCUACUUCUCGUGUAGAUUCUAUUAAUCAGGGAAAACAAGAUGAGAAAAUAAGUAACUCCAACAAUGCCACCUUUGAUGUCGAUGCUAGCAAAAAAUAA